AUGAUGACCCUCGCAGAUAGUCUAGAAUGGCAGAAAUGUCAGCGCGGAGAGCUCUACGUCUCGUUCAGCCCAGAGCUCAUCCAAGCUCGCGACAGGUGUGCCAGCGCCUGCCAGGCCUUCAACUUCUCCACCGAUUCCUCUCGCCGCAACCGCGUCGGGCUCUGGCGGAAGAUCACUGGGGAUGAACGGCCACUGCCCCUUCCCACACCGGGGCAAGCGACAGAUGACGAUCUCUUCGUGGACGAUCCGUGGGUAGAGGCCCCCGUACGAGCCGACUACGGCGUCAAUGUCAUGCUCAGCCCUGGCGUGUUUCUGAACCACAAUGCCACGUUCGUUGACUCUUGCCCUAUCAGAAUAGGUGCCAGGACCUUGAUUGGACCGCACUGCUCAUUCUUUUCCGGCACACACCCCCUGGACCCGGCAGUAAGGAACGGUACGGCUGGUCCGGAGACCGGGAAAGAUAUCGACAUAGGCGAAGACUGCUGGCUGGGCGGUAACGUGAUUGUCCUUCCGGGUGUGACAAUUGGUCGGGGCUCGACUGUUGGAGCGGGCAGCGUGGUGACGAGGGACGUACCGCCUUUUCAUCUGGUAGCUGGAAAUCCAGCAAGGAUUCUCAAGAAGAUUACGUCGACAUUAGACGCCGCGGCAGAGACUCAAGCUCCGACGAAGGAAAACCUGGAGGGCGCAGAGGUGGCGAUGUCGAAAUCAUAG
Messenger RNA from Cyphellophora europaea CBS 101466, 711 nucleotides. RefSeq lists its product as uncharacterized. The transcript has a single exon. The record is from RefSeq and is a predicted model, not a curated record. Gene Ontology annotation, molecular function: acetyltransferase activity. The coding region runs from base 1 to 711 and encodes 236 amino acids. Lineage: Eukaryota; Fungi; Ascomycota; Eurotiomycetes; Chaetothyriales; Cyphellophoraceae.